Messenger RNA from Pelodiscus sinensis (Chinese soft-shelled turtle), 2681 nucleotides. Lineage: Eukaryota; Metazoa; Chordata; Testudines; Trionychidae. The record is from RefSeq and is a predicted model, not a curated record.
AUGUUCUACAUAAACAGACAGGGUGGAGCCCGCUCCCGCUCCUUAUGCGCAGAGGCUAUUCGCCUGUGGAACUCGUGCAUCCGCAACCAAGUCACCCUUAUAGCAUCCUACUUGCCCGGAGUGGACUCCCUCAGCCGAAACUUCACCUCGGACCACGAAUGGGAGUUACAUACGGAGGAGUAUGAGGCGAGGCUGGCCCAGCUGAAGGCAGACUAUGAAGCUGAGCAGGAGUCGCGCGCCCGACUUGAGGAGGACAUCAAUACCAUGCGAACUUCCUACAUCCUCAAGCUGUCCAGUCUGGAGGAAAACCUUAGGAAAGAAGCAGAUGCUGUCCUGAGGGUUGAAACCCUCCCUGACCAGGCACCUUUGUCUUCAGGCCUUGUUGUCACCAUCACAGAAACAGAACAAGUGUCCAACAAGGACACAGCUGAGCCUCAGAUAGCCCAGUACAUUGGGAGUGUGACCAGAGAGACUCCUGGAGCAGAAGUGGCUGUUGCUGCUGAGGAGGUGCAAGUGGCUGUAGACAAGCAGCAAGUGCUUGCCAGGCUGCACAUGCUGGAACAACAGGUAGUUGGAGGAGAACAAGCCAAAAACAAGGACCUGAAGGAAAAGCACAAACACCGGAAAAAAUAUGCAGAUGAACGGAAAAAGCAGCUGGUGGCAGCUCUACAGAAAUUUGAUGAGGACAGCAGUGACUGGGUCCUGCUCAAUGUCUAUGACUCCAUCCAAGAAGAAGUGCUAGCCAAAAGUAAGCUGCUGGAGAAAAUGCAGAAGAAGCUGAAAGCUGCUGAGACUGAAAUCAAAGACUUGCAAUCAGAGUUCGAGCUGGAGAAGAUUGAUUAUCUUGCCACCAUCCGCCGGCAAGAGCGGGACUGCUUGCUCUUUCAGCAACUUCUGGAUCAGGUGCAGCCCCUCAUACGGCGUGACUGUAACUACAGCAACCUAGAUAAGAUCAAAUGUGAGUCCAUCUGGGAUGAGGACAGUGGCUGCUGGAAACUCCCAGAGCUUGUCAUUCAGAAAACCAGCCUCCCUGCAGCAGUUCCAUCCCUGCCACAGACUAAGCCAGCCAGGAAGAGCUCUUCAGGCGAGGAUGGAGAGCUGCUGAUGGAAGAAGACCGCUACAAACUAAUGCUGAGCAGGAGUGACAGUGAGAAUAUUGCCAGUAACUAUUUCCGGUCCAAGCGAGCCAGCCAGAUCCUCAGUGCUGACCCUAUGAAGAGUCUUGAUAGAGGCUUUGACCUCACCUUCAGGACUGCUGAUGACCCUGGCUUGUCUCUCAUAAAAUAUGGAGAAUUUCUGUAUGACAACUUGAUCAUUUUCUCCCCUUCUGUAGAAGAUUUUGGCGGAAACAUCAAUGUGGAGACAAUUACUGCUUUCAUCGAUGGAGGUGGAAGUGUCCUUGUGGCUGCCAGUUCUGACAUUGGUGAUCCUCUGCGAGAGCUGGGCAGUGAGUGUGGGAUAGAGUUUGAUGAAGACCGAACAGCAGUCAUUGACCAUCACAACUAUGACGUCUCAGACCCAGGCCAGCACACGCUCAUUGUUGCAGACUCUGAAAAUCUGUUGAAGGCUCCCACCAUUGUUGGGAGAACUCCGGUAAACCCUGUUCUCUUCUGCGGAGUCGGGAUGGUAGCUGAUCCUGAUAACCCUCUGGUACUAGAUAUCUUGACUGGCUCCUCUACAUCUUAUUCCUUCUUCCCAGAUAAACCCAUUUCGCAGUACCCUCAUGCUGUUGGGAAGAAUACCCUUUUGAUUGCUGGUCUCCAGGCCAGAAACAAUGCCCGUGUCGUUUUCAGCGGCUCUUUGGAUUUCUUCAGUGAUGCUUUCUUCAACUCUGCUGUGCAGAAAGCUACACCUGGCUCUCAAAGGUACUCUCAGACUGGUAACUAUGAGCUUGCUGUUGCCUUGUCCCGCUGGGUAUUCAAAGAAGAGGGUGUACUGCGGGUUGGAGAGGUAUCUCACCAUCGUGUUGGGGAGACGUCCCCACCUAAUGCCUACACUGUCACCGACCUGGUCGAGUACAGCAUUGUGAUUGAAAAGCUCUCUGAUGGGAAGUGGAUCCCCUUUGAUGGAGAUGAUAUUCAGCUGGAAUUUGUCCGCAUUGAUCCAUUUGUAAGGACUUUUCUGAAAAAAAAUGGUGGCAGAUAUAGUGUGCAGUUCAAACUGCCGGAUGUAUAUGGAGUGUUUCAGUUUAAAGUGGAUUACAACAGGCUGGGAUACACUCAUCUGUACUCCUCUACCCAGGUGUCUGUACGUCCCCUCCAACACACACAGUAUGAGCGUUUUAUCCCCUCAGCAUAUCCAUAUUAUGCCAGUGCCUUCUCCAUGAUGAUAGGCCUCUUCAUGUUCAGCAUAGUCUUCUUGCACAUGAAAGAGAAGGAGAUCCCCAUCACAUGUUGAAAUUGGCAGCACUCGGGGCACAGAUUAUAAAUAUUUUGAGGACUGGAAUCCUCUGCUGGUAGAAGUCAGAUGAGUUGUAGGGGUUUUAAGACUAGAGUGGGAGACAAAUUGAAAACUUGUGUCUAAGAAGAAGCCGCUGAUGAACAGGAGACCAAAAUAGACAGCAGUACAAUGGCAAUUCCGAUAUUGGUGUUUCAUGGGGGAGAGAAAAUCAGAACAAUUUUUAUUAUUUCCAUUCCUCAUCAGAGAGGCUCUUUUCCAGAAUAAAGAUUUGUUCCUCUCAC